CACUUUUGUAGCUCCAUAGCUCCUCUGCGCUCCACCUCCAAACUCUUUCUCUCUCUGUGCCACUGCUCCCUACAGAAAUGCAGCCAAGCUUGAUCUGACUUGUCCUGCCUACAGCUCACAACUUACUCAACCCAACCAACUCAUUUUGCGCCGUUUUCUGGGUUUACUCCGGUACUUUCUGUUCUGCAAACGCGUUGACAUGGCCAUUUUUGUAUCGCCACAGUGUCUGGGAAUGAUCAUACUCGGGGCCGUGCUGAUUCAAACCAUCGCUGUUUCUGUCAGUUUCAUGUACUUCAACCAAGUCCUUAGCACGAUGAAGGAAAGUUUUUCCAGGAGCAGCGUGUCUUGUUUGAUGAACUCAAAUCCACCCUCUGGGCUUCAGGACAGCGCCGCCGAGGGGAAGAAGAGCGACCCCUGCUGGCAAGUCACACAACAGCUCCAAUCCCACAUAGAGAAGGCGAUGGAAGACAAAUUUCAAAACGAGAUCUCCAAAACUAUGAAAAGCGAGCUGACGGCUGUGUUGCCAUUGUGGGGUCCUGCGAUUCGAGGCGUCCCUCUCCCUAAAGUAGCAGCCCAUGUGACCGGAGUCGCAUCGUCCAAUGAGAACUCUGCAACAGAAGGCCCACGGGGCAGUAGGGGUUACCUGGGGGAGCGUAUCCAGGCGUGGGAUGGGCAGCGUGGCUUGUCUUUUCUGUUGAACAUGGAGCUAAAGGGCGGAGAGCUGCUGGUGCCCAAAGCUGGACUCUACUACGUCUACGCCCAGACGUACUUCAGACUGCCCUCUACUGGAGAGACAGAGGAACACAACGGGGAGGCCAGGAUGGAGGACGGAGCAGAGUUGGUCCAGUACAUCUACAAAAAGAUGAGCUCCUACACAGUACCUAUUCUCCUGAUGAAGUCCUCCAGGAGCGUGUGCUGGCCCAGGGGUCAAGAGCCCGGACUGUUCUCCCUCCACCAAGCCGGGACCGCCUUCCUCCAACCAGCGGACCGCCUCUUCAUCACCGUUAGCAACGCCAGCACGAUGGAGAUGGAUGGAAGGGCGAGCUAUUUCGGGGCAUUUCUUGUGGGAUAGAAUCAAAGAAAAACAUUUCAACUACAAAUAUGAAAGAGCUAGCUGGACCGAGAAGCCAGGAGUUUGCUGAGCUGAGAGUGGUAAUGCCCAAAGGAAAGACAUUUCGAAACUAUGCCAAAGGGGAAAUACUCAACCAGGGUUCAAGUACCGAUAACAAGAUACAGAAGAGAGAAACUUCAAAUAUGGCAGAGCUGUUCCAACGGGAAUUUUAAGAUCCAGGAUUGGAAAAAAAGGGAGAGGGGAUGGUGACUGGUUAGCGUGGACAUUUUAACCAGGCAGCAGUAGAAAAGUUUUGAAUAUAUGAACAGAAGUGAAAAAAGAAAGACUUGUGGGUGUGUUUUCAAGUGCGAAGGAAACAUCACAUAACUAUACAUUAUGUGGGAGAUUUAAAUAUUGACAUUUUUUGCAGGUUGAUAGAUAUUUAUUGAAUGUUCGCUGCCAUGUCAGUAUUGAGUUGGUUUAUGCACAACAACUUUAAGAAGCACUGCGUAACUUUGAUUGUGGAAAGUCUGCUCGUCGCCACAGGGAUGGUAUUACAGUAAAAAGCUUGUUUUUCCAAGGCAAUAAAAACACAUGAAAUUGAUUGAAAUGCAAGAUCGAUAGGAAACUGUGAAACAUUACAUGAAAAGCAUCUUCAUGAAAACAAGCAGGUGGCAGACUCCACCAGAAAUGUUACAUAGUGCCACUUUAAAAGACAUUUUUCCUAAGUAUGUAAGUUAAAUUUGUAUGCAUGUACCUUAUGUUGGGGAAAAUUCGGUUAGUUUUUAUGCAAAAGUAUGUGAUUUUGUAAAUAUGUUGUACAGUGUUAAAUAUAAUAUAUAGUGAUUUGGAUAAAUAAAUUUUUUUCUA
Molecule: messenger RNA, 1921 nt
Organism: Periophthalmus magnuspinnatus
Lineage: Eukaryota; Metazoa; Chordata; Actinopteri; Gobiiformes; Gobiidae
Product: tumor necrosis factor ligand superfamily member 10-like
Exons: 6
Coding region: 200-1072 (290 amino acids)
Biological process (GO): immune response
Cellular component (GO): membrane
Molecular function (GO): tumor necrosis factor receptor binding
Source: RefSeq, a predicted model, not a curated record